This is a messenger RNA of Babjeviella inositovora NRRL Y-12698, 506 nucleotides long. RefSeq lists its product as uncharacterized. The record is from RefSeq and is a predicted model, not a curated record. NCBI's taxonomy places the organism in Eukaryota, Fungi, Ascomycota, Pichiomycetes, Serinales. The transcript has a single exon. Bases 163 to 432 code for a protein of 89 amino acids.
AAAAACUUUGUAAAUUGCCAUUAGAUAAACUUCAUCGAUGAUAUAUUACAUAAUAAUUAUGUUGUUAAAGCAACAGUGCUGUAACAUGCCAAGCUAACAGUAUACGUUUUUCCGGUGCCGAUUUGCAAGUAUGUAACACUAAACCUUCUGAGGUAUACUAAAAUGGCUAUAAAAAAAGUUAAGAGCCUAGUAUUAGUAUUUAGCGUCAAGGAUCAAUUUGCCAGAACUCUAUAUGAUACGUGUGUAUCCGUUGCGGUACUUCCCUGUUCUUUGGUUUCGGCGCGUGAAGCUUCUAGGCACGGAAAACCCUAUAGUAGCUUCGGAAUCGGAGAGGAAUUUCAAGUAAGAUUUAACCCGGAUACACGGCGGGUUACUAAGAAUAUUGAAAUAGCUAAAAGCAUUAAGCGCCAAAGUUUUCAGAACUCUAUAUGAUACGUAUGUAUUCGUUGCAGCACUUCCCUGUUCUUUGGCUUCAGCGCACGAAAUUUCUAAGCAUGGAAAACUCU